AUGAAGUUUUCCAACCCAAAUGAGACUUUGCUUUUUUCGCACACGGAUUUCAUCCUCUUGGGCUUCCCGGGGGUAGUAACGUCCCGCCGUCUCCUCGCCUUCCCCUUCUCCGCCGUCUACGGCCUGAUCCUGAUGGGCAACGUGGUCAUUCUGCACAGGAUCUGGGUGGAGAAGGCUCUCCGCUCCCCCAUGUACAACCUCAUAGCCCUUCUCUUUGCGGUGAACAUCUCCUGCACGACGGCCAUUGUUCCCAAAGCUCUGACGGGGCUGCUGCUGGGACUGGACGGCAUCGGCCUCCGCGAUUGCCUGUUUCAGAUGUUUUAUAUUUAUACGGCUGUCAUGUUUGAGUCUAGCGUCCUCUUGAUGAUGGCCUUGGACCGGUACGUGGCCAUCUGCAAACCUCUGCGCUACCAUCACAUCAUGACGAAGAGCCUCCUGCUCAAGCUCUCCGUGGUGAGCGCCAUCCAGUGCGGCCUCUGGACGUCGCCGAUAAUUAUCGUGGCUUCGAGGGUCCGUUUCUGCAGAUCCAACGUCAUCCUGAACUUUCUCUGUGAGAACAUGGUGCUCCUAAACCUGGCGUGCGGCGACGUCUCCCGGCUCCAGAUCGUGGGACUUGCGGUGAGGAUCGCGGUCACCGGCCUGGACAUCACCGUCCUGCUCAUCUCUUACUCCAAAAUCCUGUACACGGCGCUCCACGCGGUUUCCAGGAGCGAUCGCCGUAAAGCGCUGCACACCUGCGGCACGCACUUGCUCGUGGUGGUGCUGAAUUACUCGUGCGGCCUGCUGUCCUCCAUGGCCUAUCGGAUGGACAUCUCGGUGGACAUUCAGAAUCUGACCAGCGCCGUAUAUUUCCUGUUCCCGGCCACCGUGCACCCGAUUAUUUACGGCUUCAGAGUGAAGGAGAUCAAAGCCAGUUUAUUAAAGUCGUGGGGGAUGGCAUGA
Spea bombifrons (plains spadefoot toad) is the source of this 942-nucleotide messenger RNA. RefSeq names its product olfactory receptor 52P1-like. The record is from RefSeq and is a predicted model, not a curated record. Lineage: Eukaryota; Metazoa; Chordata; Amphibia; Anura; Pelobatidae. Gene Ontology annotation, cellular component: membrane. The transcript has a single exon. Bases 1 to 942 code for a protein of 313 amino acids. Gene Ontology annotation, biological process: G protein-coupled receptor signaling pathway. Gene Ontology annotation, molecular function: olfactory receptor activity; G protein-coupled receptor activity.